Molecule: messenger RNA, 535 nt
Organism: Mesocricetus auratus (golden hamster)
Lineage: Eukaryota; Metazoa; Chordata; Mammalia; Rodentia; Cricetidae
Product: small proline-rich protein 2H-like
Exons: 1
Coding region: 3-260 (85 amino acids)
Cellular component (GO): cornified envelope
Source: RefSeq, a predicted model, not a curated record
CUAUGUCUUACCAACAGCAGCAGUGCAAGCAGCCCUGCCAGCCUCCUCCUGUGUGCCCACUCCCAAAAUUGCCAGAGCCUUGUCCUCCCCCAAAGUGCCCUGAGCCUUGUCCUCCUCCAAAGUGCCAUGAGCCUUGUCCUCCUCCAAAGUGCCCUGAGACUUGUCCUCCUCCACAGUGCCCUGAGCCAUGCCAGCAGAAACGCCCUCCUGUGCAACCUUCUCCACCCUGCCAGCAGAAGUGCCCACCAAAGACUAUGUAAUGACUUCAGCUCUCAUCAGGACCAAGAGAGGAAAAGAACAUCUAUUUCAUCAACUUCCUUAGAAACACUUCCUUCUUCACUUAAAGCCUCUCAUGGAUGCAGAAGAAUCUUCUCCACCCUUCACCCUCCAUGUGUCUGUGAUCACCUGAUAGGGAAGGCAUUCCCCUGAGUUUGUGCUGCUUCUGUUGUAAAGGGUCUCCUGAAUAUGAUCCUUCCUCACUGGUUCAGUGUCUCAGAUGCUCUGAGUGAAGAGACGCAGCUUUCCACCCUGUGCA